UUUCCUAACACCUGGCACCUCCGACGAAAAAUAUUGAUGAAAUUUGCGAAUUAUUUCUGGAUUUUGACCUCAAGAGACAAAGUUUAGAUACGAAUUCUUUUAAUUUACUGGCGAUAUUUGUGGCGAUAUUACAUAACGUUUGAGAGAUUAUUGUGCAAGGACUUGUUUACGUUCUGAACUGUGGGAUUAUAUUCAUAUUUCGGCGAUUUGUGGCGAUAUAUUUCAUAUCUGUGAGCGAUAUAUUUUCUGUGUAAACUUGUGUACUGCGAAGGGUGUUACGGCAACCCGCGAGUUUAGCCUGCGACCAGGCUAGAGUGUGCGAAGUUCCGCCUGCGAGAUUCGGCCCUAGAGGGGCCCUCUAGAGGUACAGUGAUUUUCAAACAUUUGUGAUUUUUUGGAGUGAUUAGUAAAAUUUGGCAGCUGUUCCCAAAUUUUAGUUGGCUGGAAGGACAUUCUACAAGUGCUAUAUCUUAUUGGCAAAUUCUAUAUACUUUAUAAUCAUACAACUUCAAAUCUAUUGAUACUAUGGCAACUGGGAACAGUGUAAUUGAGAAUAAGUUAGUACAGCUUAAGCUUAUAGUUGGGCGAACCAGAAAGAUUCUGGAAUCCGGAAAUCAAGAAGCAGUUGAGCGACAACAACGAGCUUUGCGAACCAUUGUUGCUGACAUAGACAAAUGUAAAGUGGAAGAAGAAGCAAGAAUGAUUGACGAGAAAAAGGAGUUGACAGAAAUCAGUGAAUGGAAUUCAAACAUCGAGGAAAAGUUAUCUGAAGCAGACAAGGACAUUCAUGACCUGAGAGAAUGGUGUGAAAGUAAGAAACGAGAAUGCGAGGAAAACCAGCGGAAGCAAGAAUUAGAUUUUGAACAUGAAUUAUUUCAGACACGCCUAAAAUUCCAGAAUGAGCUACAGGCAGCUAAACUAAAGCAAGAAUCAGCAAGUGUUGAAAAGAAAGAGUCACAAGCAAAGUUACCUAAACUCAUCAUUACUAAAUUUAAUGGUGCCUACCAAGACUGGCCUCGAUUCUGGGAACAAUUCCGAGAGACGGUGGACAAAACAAGUAUUGAUGCUGUCAUUAAAUUCACAUAUUUACAAGAGUUGUUGGAACCUAAAAUCAGGAAAUCUGUGGAAUCACUACCCUUUACAAGUGAAGGUUAUAAUAGAGCAAAGAGUAUCCUUCAAGACAGAUAUGGGAAACAAUCAGAAAUAAUAAAGGCUUAUACCAAGCAGAUUUUCGAUUUGCCCAAAAUUCCGGAUGGUAAUGUGAAGCGAAUUCAUGAGUUCUCGGAUAAAUUAUCAUAUGCGGUGCAGUCUUUGGAAACACUUGGCAAACUUUUUCAAGUCAAUGGGUAUGUAUCGAUGACACUAGACAAACUACCUGGAAUACGUGGCGACCUUGUUCGAACAGAUGAUGCUUGGGAAUCCUGGGACUUUGUAAAACUGUCUGAUGCGGUGAGACUCUGGACUCGGCGAAACCCAGUUGAGAAGCUUCCUUCAGGAAAACUGCUUAAUGUCCGACGUCAAGAUUUUACUCCCAAGGGGUGUGUCUAUUGUACUGAGAAAUCACACAAAUCAGCAGAGUGCCCAAAAGUAUCAUCUGUGUCUGAAAGACGGUUGAUUCUUACCAAACAACAUCUGUGAAGUGAAGUGAAGUGAAAGGCUUUAUUUACUGAGGGUAACACGUGACAGUUAGAAACUGAUAAACUUGUGGCCCUCAAAAUUUACAAAAUUUAAGAUAUUAGAACACAUGUACAGUCGCUAUUUAAAGUUAAAAUUAUUAAAACACGACCCUAACGCUGCAACCUAUUUGCACAUUUUUGAUCAUCUAAAAACUGUUUAUAAAUACUACGCCUAAAGCUAAAAGCAGAAUGUAUACUUCUAACGUUCAAAGCUAAUUUGUUCCAGUCUAUAAUUGUUCUUACAGUGAAGGUUCUGCCUCCUUCUGUUUUACGAUUGUAAAUUGGGCAUAGCAUAUUCAAAUUCGAAUAACGUGUAUUCCUACUAUGCCUGUCUGAAUUUCGCGCUAAAAGUGAAUUUAGAUAGCUAGGAGUAUUAUAAGCACUAUUUACACGCUUAUACGCUAACAUUAUUCUCUUGAUCAAAGACUCCUUCGUAAAAGGAAGCCAAUUUAAAGUGUUAAUGUCUUAUAACUGCACUGGUUCAUCACACCGUGCGAAUGAUUGCCCAAGUCAGUCUAAAUGUCAAAAAUGUGGGCGGCGUCACCACACCUCAAUUUGUGAUAAUGAUUCCAAGAGUGGAGUGAAGGGGAAGAAAUUGCUAAUUUCAUGUGAGGUGA
Molecule: messenger RNA, 2293 nt
Organism: Paramuricea clavata
Lineage: Eukaryota; Metazoa; Cnidaria; Anthozoa; Malacalcyonacea; Plexauridae
Source: the annotation of a GenBank genome assembly